AUUUGCUCCGUAACCACCAGGACGCGCCUUUGACAGUGAGGACUGCAGCGACUCGAAUUUACGGUCAAGUAUCAUAAACACCAACCGAAAUAACCGUGUGGGGCUCCCAUUCAGCAUUUCUCCUUAAUUGCAAAUGGAUCGUGGGUGCCAUCUCCAUGAACGGUACUUGACCGGUGACCGGUGGUUAAUGUAAACACGAUUCUCAGGUUGGAUGGAAUUGGACUUGGGCGCUGGAGGAACUCCGACAAUACCAGAGGAACUAAUCGAUAAGAUUCUCGAUCUUCUCUGGGAUGACCAAGAAGCACUGAAACAGUCCUGUCUCGCCUCUCGCUCCUUUGUACGUACUUGCCAGAAGCUCAUUUUUGAGUGCAUCUGGUUGGAGGAUAUACCGAGCGGUGGAUAUUUGAACGGUCAUCUACUCACAAUGGCGCAGCGACUUGGGCUUCUCCUAAGGUCAACGCCGCACCUUGCGCUCCUCAUCAACGGCCUCCACAUCGUUUCCGACUGUGGCAAUUGGCUCACAAGAGACAAGUCUUUACCAUUCGUUCUUCCGCUCCUCGUCAAUCUACGACGUUUUUAUAUCUCUAACGGCAAGAAGAACCCAGAUUAUAUCAUCAUACCAUACCUCCCAAAGGCUGUACAGGAAGCAUUGUUCGCUACGUGGCGGUCACCCAAACUGACACACAUCGGGAUGGGGUAUAUCGCUUUCGCAUCGUUCGAGGAUGUCCUCUCGGUAAUCUCACAAUCCAGUCACUCAGUACGCAACAUCGCUAUCUGCAUGGUCGAUGGCGAAGACAUGGAAUUUGACGGACAGUUCAAUGCCAAUCACGAUAGUGGCAUCAAUGGCCAACCAGUCAUUCCAGGACCAUCUAGUACUCGUGGUAUCGAUUCCUUGACAUUUACCCCAUGUGAGGACGAGCAUUCCGCACAAUUUUAUACAUGGCUGCUCAAUCCCAAGACAAAUUUUUCGUGGUCUUCGCUGCGCAAGUUGCACUUCCACAUCGGUGGACAAUAUACAUUUGAGGAAGAUCUCUCUCUCUUCCGUCACAUCCUCACGGCAAGCCCUUCGAUCGAAGAACUACAUAUUUCAAUGUAUAACUCGUUCGGGAAUGCCUGGACAAACUCUGGUCCACACGAACCAGUCGACAUUUCGUCCAUUCGGGUUCUUCAUUUGGUAGUUGACUUAAUCAAAUCAGAUCUUCCGAUCCUUGAAUGGUGGUGUGACAACCUCACCUCAGCCCUAGCUCUGGAAUCUUUCGAGAUAUACAAGGACGCCUCAGUCUACUCUCUUCCUGAAACUCCACUGGACUUGGUACUGGUAUGGAAGUGUCUGGACGAAAUACUGUCCUCCGCCGACCGAGAUAUCAAAUUGAAGAUCCGAUUAAUCCUACCAUAUAAUGGUAGCUUCUGCCUUUUUACGGACGAUUUAAGGCACUGUUUUCCGAGAAUGAGGGACAAAGGCCGAUUGGAGGUUGAUUGUGUGGAUAGAGUUGAAAGGCACAGACGGAUUGCAGGCCUAUACUGGCUAUGAGACCAUUCAAAGAUCAUGAUGGAUUCUCUGACCAUAUUUUAGUCGAUUCAGCGACGAGGGAAAAACAUAAUCUAGAAGACGUUGAAUUAGCUUUUGGGUGUUUGCGAGCCAAUUACUAGCUCCCCAUUUUAGCAGCAUUUCCACUACAGAUGUGCACGGACAUAUUACAUGUCUAAAGGUGGAGACGUCACUGCGAAUAUAGGGGAUUUUACAGAUGAAUCACUU
Molecule: messenger RNA, 1756 nt
Organism: Marasmius oreades (fairy-ring Marasmius)
Lineage: Eukaryota; Fungi; Basidiomycota; Agaricomycetes; Agaricales; Marasmiaceae
Exons: 4
Coding region: 212-1531 (439 amino acids)
Source: RefSeq, a predicted model, not a curated record